AUGUCUCCCAGAAUUACUAGAUCUUCUGCUCGGCAAGCAGCGAGUCUUGCAGCUUCAUCGACACCAUCCGCUGCCGGCGCCGAUCCCGCCGCGACCGCCCCUGCGCCGGCGACAUCCAGUCCUGAAAUCCCCCCGCCUACUACCUCGAGGAAGCGAAAGGCUCCAGCUCAAGCAGCCAGCCCUACUACGGGAACACAACCUCCAACAAGCGCCUCUACGAGACGAUCUAAGCGUCAAAAAGUAGCCGACGCUGCACCGCCUUCUCAGCCUCCUACUCAGGCGGCACCCACCCUGUCUCGGUCGAAGAAGAAGGGAAAAGCUUCCGCUGCCAUGUCGGGCCUAGGUAAUCCCCCAGACCUUGUGAAUGCUUCCGAGGACACCGCACCAUCGGCGUCUUCAAGCCGUAAGUCGAGCAGAAGCAAGAGGACUGCUCCGAGUGCUACAGACGCUGCUGCCAUCACAUCCAGCUCUUCUCGUCGAACGAAACGAAAUGCCACCAACAACGCCAAUCAAGACACCACGAUGACGGGUACGGACGACACAGAGAAGGAGUCCAUUCCUCACCCACCUCCACCUCCCCCGCCUGAACAUCAUGACGACGACGACGACGAUAGCGACGAGAACGACGAGGAUGAUGAUGAAGACCAAAGAUACGACGACGAGGACGAUGAUCCGUUUGGGGGGUUUGGCGGCCCUGGCGGCCCCGGCGGCUUGUCGAGCACUCUACGAGCACUCACCGGCAUGAUGUCGGGCAUUUCGUCACGCCUACGAGAGCUUCUCAAUAACCUGCGUCAGAAAGAUGACCCGUCGAUUCAGUUGAUUGCUCUACAGGAGUUGUCCGAGAUACUGUUGGUCUCGAACGAGGACAACCUUUCGGGGCACUUCUCGCCCGAUUCCUUCGUCAAGGAGUUGGUGAAUUUGAUGCAACCAAACGAGAUCACGGGAGAGGAGAACCCGGAAAUCAUGCUUCUUGCUUGCCGUUGCCUGGCAAACUUGAUGGAGGCACUGCCCGCAAGCGUGGCCAACGUUGUCUACGGAGGUGCUGUUCCGGUUCUAUGCCAGAAGCUUCUGGAGAUCUCGUUCAUCGAUCUCGCCGAGCAAGCCUUGAGCACCCUCGAGAAGAUCUCGGCCGAGUACCCCUCCAGCAUUGUUCGAGAGGGUGGUCUCACUGCCUGCUUGUCCUACCUCGACUUCUUUGCAACGAGUACACAGAGAACCGCCGUGACCACGGCUGCCAACUGUUGCAGGAACAUCCCUGAGGAUUCCUUCCCAGUCAUUCGGGAUGUCAUGCCGACCUUGCUCAAUGUAUUGGGUAGCAGCGACCAGCGAGUGGUGGAACAGGCCUCUAUCUGCGUCUCUGGAAUCGUCGAGAGCUUCAAGUACCAGUCCGCGAAGCUGGAAGAGCUCGUCAGUGUCGACCUGCUCAAGGCAGUCUUGAGACUGCUUGUGCCAGGUACCACCAAUCUCAUCAGAUCCGACAUUCACACCCAGUUCCUGCGCGUCUUGGCAUUUACAGCCCGCGCCAGCCCUCAGCUGUCGGCAGAACUGUUCAAGCUCAACGUCGUGGAGACCCUCUACCAGAUCUUGACUGGCGUAUCCCCGCCUAGCGGAACAGAAGACGUUGCCUCCAAGCUCGACAGUGUUGUCAUCAUGCAGGCAUUGAUUCAUCGGCCCAAGGAGCAAGUCAUUGAAACGCUUAACGUCAUCUGCGAGCUGCUCCCUAGCCUGCCUCGCAAUGCCGACCCUUCGUACGGCGACUUUGUUGAAAUGAACCCGACAGAGCCUAUUACUCCGUCAUCUACCGCGCCCGGGAAGGCACGUACCUCGCCGAACGAUAGGAGAAUCGAGCUUCUUGAUGGCUGCAAAGCCGAGGUCCGCCGCUUCGCUCUCAUUCUUUUCCCAACCUUGACCGAUGCCUUUUCGAGUACGGUCAACCUCAAUGUUCGUCAAAAGGUACUCACGGCGCAACUCAAGAUGCUUUCGAACCUCAAUGAGAAGAUCCUCGGCGAAGCCUUGAAGACAGUUUCAUACGCUUCUUUUCUGGCCUCUAUUUUGUCCCAGCAGGACCAUCCAUCGCUCGUCAUGCUUGCACUCCAGGCCACGGAACUUCUCCUCAGUCGCCUGGAAGAUGUUUACCGAUAUCAGCUGUACCGCGAGGGUGUAAUCUCAGAGAUCACGAAACUCGCCAUCGAGGAGAAGCCUUCCUUGCCGGCUCCGGAAUCGGUUGGAUCGCAAGAAAACAGCAACACCGAUCCACAGGCCUUCGUAAACUCUGGUGAUCGUUCGUCGGACAACGAGGAGUCUGAAGACGAAGAGGAUCACGAGGAAUCGGACGACGAGGAAAAUGAAGAGGACAACGAGAACGAGCCUCACCCAGACGACCUUUCGGGCUCACCAGUGAGCUCACACGGCUCGACUAUGUCGCUGGACGGACCGCCUCAGCAAUUCUUGUCCGAUGUCCCUUCAAUGCGGAGUAGGAUCCGUGAGGUGGCCAAGAAAUUCUUGGAGAGCCACGAGACCGAGAAGCAUGGUAAGGCCAUGAAGAAGAAGGCGACCAAGAUUCUAUCAAACCUGUCGGAUCUCGCCGAAGAGAUUGGGGCUUUUUACCUUCACAGAACGGCGACCAACCUUGCGCCCGAAAAGGGCGUCGAACUUUUCCAGAGGCUGGCGUCGUCUUUCGACGCGGAUGUUCUCGAGAGCGUCACAAGUGCAGAGCUUCUUGCCUCUGGUCUUGUCCGAGUUCUUUUGGAGGUCUUCAGCAACCCUGAUGAGGAGCUAGCCCGCACUGCACAGGCAGCCUUCCUGCAAGUAUUCAUGGGCUACACCGUCAAGUCCAAGCCGAAGACCGCAACUGCCGACUCGCCCGCAACACCCUUCAGUGUCAUGGUUCACAAACUUCAAGAUCUUCUCAGUAGGUCUGAGCAUUUUGAGGUUAUCACAGUCCACCAGAAUACCUUCGACGGCAAUCGCAGUAGCGCAGCGUCUAUGCUAGCGAAGCAAAUUCGAUUAAGACUCGUCGCCGAUGACGACUCUGAUAUUCCGCGGUCGUAUCGGAACAUCAUGGUCUCUAUCCACGCCAUUGCUACAUUUAAGUCGCUAGAUGACUACUUGCGUCCCAGAAUCAGCCUGUCGGAGCGGCCACGUGGCUCCCGGCGAGCCGACAACCUGUCCAGAGCUCUUGCCUCACUUGCAGGUUCUGCAGGCUUGCCCCUGAGCCAUGCUGCUGCUAGACUUGCGGAACGCGCCUCAGCUGCCUCUGCGUCAAGCCCCAUCCCGCCCCCGCCCAGUGUGCCCACCCCUAGUGGCUCACGGUCUCUUCGCAAGACGAAAUCCAAGUCGGCACCGCAGCCUGAGACUGCAGCCACUCCUGACGCUACUUCAGCUGCGAGAGACAAGAGUGUUUUGAGAAGAUCUACUCGCCGUAGCGCGGCGUCUACUGCGGAAAGCCCUGUGCCUUCUCGGCCCCCUCCGGAAGAGGACGAUCUGGAGAACGCUCUUGAAUGCGCAGAUGAGAAGCACAUAUCUGACGACGAAGAGAUCGGCGGCAGCAGCGCCCUCGAUGCUAUUGUAGGCGAUUUGGAUGAGGAUAUGAGCGAGUCCUCUGUCCCCGAGCCUGGCGCUGUCAACAUGGAAAUCGCGGCGGGUGGUAGAGUUACUGCACGCAAGGACGACGGAACCAGAGUUCCCACGCCGUCACAAAGUGCUUUGCCUACUCGGUCUAGUGCUCUCCCUCCCCCGGCGGCACAGAGCACGCCCACGCCUGCGACCUCGUCAUCGCGACCCAUGUCCUAUGCUGCAGCUAUUCAAGCUGUCCCUCAAGACUGGCAUAUAGAGUUCACACUUGACGGCAAGGUCAUCCCGAGUGAGACGACCAUCUACCGUGCGGUCCAUACCUCAGCCGCCAAUUCUGAUGAGCAAUUCAGCCGGAGUGUGUGGUCAGCGGUCCAUCCAAUCAAGUUCCGACGUGCCCCUGGCCCACCGCCAGCGGAAACCCUGUCGUUCAGUUCAAACUCCGAGGCCAGCACUGAGGAAAAUGGAGAUGGAAGUGUACCGGCAUCCCUCGCCAAGCAUCCGUCUACCGCCUCGAUCCUCCGUCUCCUCAAUAUCCUUCACGAAUUGAACGCCAAUAUCGAAGAUGUUAUGGUCGAAAACAGCGAAAAGGACGCCGUCCGGCUCAACGUGGAGCCCCUGUCUCAGUUUGUCAAUACCAAGCUCACCGCUAAACUGAACAGACAGUUGGAGGAACCGCUUAUCGUGGCGAGUAACUGCUUGCCGAGUUGGGUAGAAGACCUUGCCAGACUGUAUCCUUUUCUUUUUCCCUUUGAGACGAGGCACUUGUUCUUGCAGUCGACGUCAUUCGGCUAUGCCCGUUCUAUGACUCGCUGGCAGAACGCUCAUUCUGCAGACGACUCUCGUCGCGAUCGUCGCGACGAUCGACCAUUCCUCGGUCGACUCCAACGUCAGAAGGUACGCAUCUCCAGAUCCAAGAUUCUGGAGUCUGCUUUGAAGGUCAUGGAGCUAUAUGGUGCCUCCCAGAGCAUUCUCGAGGUCGAAUAUUUUGAGGAGGUAGGCACAGGCUUGGGCCCCACCCUUGAGUUCUAUUCGACGGUGUCAAAGGAGUUCGCCAAGAAAAAGCUCAAGCUUUGGAGAGAGAUGGAUUCGAACGACUCUGAAGAGUACAUUUCUGGUGCGAGUGGUCUCUUCCCUCGACCACUCAGCGACGAUGAAGCCGGCGCUCCUAACGGCGAACGCAUCCUCCAACUCUUCAAGACUCUCGGCAAAUUUGUUGCUCGAUCGAUGAUCGAUUCGCGUAUCAUUGACUUGAACUUCAACCCUACCUUCUUCCGUAUUGGAGACGAUUCGUCGGCACCCGGCGUCAAGCCAUCUCUCGGCGCCGUCAAGGUUGUCGACCCUGGCCUGGCUCGGUCUUUGAAGACCAUUAAGAAGUUUGCCGUGGCCAAGAAGGAAAUCGACGAGGAUCCUUCACGCACCCCUGCCCAAAAGGUUGCCAAUACCGAGGACAUUGUCAUCGACGGAGUGAAGCUGGAUGAUCUUUGCCUCGACUUCACCUUGCCUGGUUAUCCUGAAAUCGAGCUUAUCCCCGACGGCGGUCAGGUUCGGGUCACCAUCGACAACGUAGACUCGUAUCUGGAGCGUGUCAUUGACAUGACUCUGGGCACUGGCGUUCGCCGCCAGGUCGAUGCAUUCCGAACCGGAUUCUCGCAGGUCUUCCCCUACUCGGCUCUGAGCGCCUUUACACCCGAUGAGUUGGUGACAUUAUUCGGCAGAGUUGACGAGGAUUGGUCUCUGGAGAGUAAGCUCGUCCUUCCUUUUACAACUACCGCCAUAUGUAUACUGAUCCGCUUGCCAGCACUUAUGGAUUCGAUCAAGGCCGACCACGGGUACAACAUGGAUAGCAAGAGCGUCAAGAAUCUGCUCCAGACCAUGAGCGAAUUGUCCCCCUCCGAACGUCGUGACUUUUUGCAGUUCACUACGGGUAGCCCCAAGCUCCCAAUUGGAGGCUUCAAGAGCUUGACUCCUAUGUUCACCGUCGUCUGCAAGCCGAGCGAGCACCCAUAUAUGUCCGACGACUAUCUCCCCAGCGUCAUGACUUGCGUGAACUACCUGAAACUUCCCGACUACACAGGCAUCGAAGUCAUGCGCAAACAACUCUCGACUGCCAUAAAGGAAGGCCAGGGAGCGUUCCAUCUCUCAUAG
Molecule: messenger RNA, 5718 nt
Organism: Colletotrichum higginsianum IMI 349063
Lineage: Eukaryota; Fungi; Ascomycota; Sordariomycetes; Glomerellales; Glomerellaceae
Product: HECT-domain-containing protein
Exons: 4
Coding region: 1-5718 (1905 amino acids)
Biological process (GO): protein polyubiquitination; proteasome-mediated ubiquitin-dependent protein catabolic process
Cellular component (GO): nuclear speck
Molecular function (GO): ubiquitin protein ligase activity
Source: RefSeq, a predicted model, not a curated record